This is a messenger RNA of Hibiscus syriacus, 878 nucleotides long. RefSeq lists its product as uncharacterized. Bases 92 to 730 code for a protein of 212 amino acids. NCBI's taxonomy places the organism in Eukaryota, Viridiplantae, Streptophyta, Magnoliopsida, Malvales, Malvaceae. The transcript is spliced from 2 exons. The record is from RefSeq and is a predicted model, not a curated record.
UUCAUUUGCUUUCACUUUCCCUUGGCUUCUCUCCUUCCCUGAUUCUCUGUUCAUAUCCAAAGCUGCUUCUUCCCUUUGAAUCCCCAAGGAGAUGGCAGCACAAGUGAGCAGUUCAUUGGUAAGAGUCUUGAGUGGACACAUGGAAGAACAGCAACAGAACAAGAUUCAUGCUGGGAAUUCUGAUAUUUUGAUUACCAAAGAUUUGCUGGGAAAUUUGUCAAAAGCUAAAACAGAUCUUGAAUUUAAGGUAACUGGGAAAAUAGAGGCACAGAAGUGCAGUUCUUCAUCGUCAUCGGCAUCACCAAAGUCACCAUUAUCAGAUGGAAAAGGCAAGGAUCCAUUGCCGAAUUUCCUCCAAGAUUCCAAGCUUCAAGAUUUGAACUUUCCACCCAUCAAUUUAUUCGAAGAAAUGACGACUUCCCUCGACUUAAAGCUCCAGUCUUGUUCGACCCCAAGCUUGUACCAAAGCGUCUGUACGCUCGACAAGGUCAAAUACGCCUUGGAAAGAGCAGAAAAAGGAAACAUGAGGAAACGUUCAUCGUCACCAACUCCGCCGCCGACAACAUCGUCUUCUUCAUCAAGGCCAAAAAUGUUUGCAGCUGCAUGUCCCGGUUGCUUGCUCUAUGUAAUAGCUUCCAAUACGAAUCCAAGGUGUCCUCGCUGUGAUUCUUUCGUUCCAUCUUCUCCGCCUAUGAAGAAGCCGAGGCUUGACCUCAAUUCAUCAUUUUAGUCCCUGCAAAUAAUUCUGAUUCAUGUAAAUUCAAAAUCAUAGGCUAUUCAAAUUUAGCAUUAGGGGAAGCCAAUGAUGAAAUCAAUAUAGAUGUUUUUGUUAGUUUAACUUUAAUGAUGAUAAUCAAUAUCUCACAUUAUUGUUUCAA